AUGUACACGUCAAAUUUAUCGAAAAUCGUACAUUUAUUUACCUACAAAAUACCUCAUAAAUCAACCUACAGUAUUUUAGUACCAAAAAACUGUAGACUUAUAAAUAAUUCCGCUAAUAAUAACAAUUUUUACUGUAAAAAUAAAUACCGUGAUUAUAAAAAUAAAUUUAGUGUUUGGUUCGUUGAACAAUCAAUCGUAAUUGCGCGAUUGUUCUGUCGUCAAUUCGAGUACAUAGCUGCCCAGCGUAUUAAACGUAGUUUGAAAUUAUAUCAAUUUUAUCCGUACUUUUGGGAAGAUUUAUUGUUUAGAAAAUUAUUUAAAUUAUGGCGAAAGUGUAAAACUAGAAAUAGCAAGGAGUUUUUAAUUAGUGCUGUUGGUGUAAGUAUGUUUAAUUGGGAUGAAGAGCGUAUUGAUGAUCAGGAGCUUUACAGUUACGCUGAUGAAAUAAAAACAAUUCAUAAGCUACGUAAUACCACUGUAGUUUGCGAAAAUUGUCAUCUGAGAUUAAUCAUUGAUAAGAAACAACCUGAUGUCACGUAUUGUAUGUGUAAUAAAUCAAAAUCCAUCAAUUCAAGUGAAAAUAUUGAAAAUGAAUGGGAGCCAUUCAUUGAAAGACAAGAUAUGAUAAUUUGGCGGAAGGAAGAACCAAAUACUGGCGGAAUGUAUGCAUACAAAGUGUUUGGCACCUUUUCCGAUGUCAGUGCUGAAGAAUUUUUGCAAGUACAAGUCGACGUUGACUAUAGAAAAGUCUGGGACCCAACGGCCAAACAAUUGGAAAUUAUUGAUACUGAUCCAAAAUCCUUGUCCGCCAAAGAUCAUCGUACUGAUAUUAUUUACUGGGAAAUGAUAUGGCCGAGACUAUUUUCGAAUCGUGAUUACGUUUACCAGCGUAGAUGGGUUUUGGAUGAAGACAAAAAUAUUGUAGUCAUUGUCAGUCGUGUUACUGAUCAUCCAGAUGCGCCUGAUAGACCUGAUACUUAUAGGGUUACUUCGUAUUGGUCGUACAUGGUAAUAAAACCGUUGACGAGUUUUAGCGAGCCAGGAUUACCCGACUUUUUAUGUCGCAUGCGACAAGCCGCCAAGGAUUACAAAAAUUAUAUUUGCAUUAAAAAACAAGAAGAUUUGUUAUCUGCUAGCAUAUUAACAGAUAAAGACGAAGAAAUCAUUGAAGCUGAAGAUAAUAAUUCUAAUGACAGCAGUAAAGUUUUGAUGAAUCUCGAUGGCGCUAAUUUUGCUAGCGAAUCGAAUAUCGUUAACGUCGAUGCUAAAUUAAAUAAAGCUCAUUCUCACGAAUCAUUGUCAAACGAUUCAACUAUCGAAAGUUCGGCUGCUAAUAAUGAUAAUAUUGUUUAUUCCAGUAAUAAUACUAAUAAUAAUAUCAAUAGUAAUGAUAACGGUAGUAAUAGUGAAGAAAGUGACAAAGAUUUAGAACAAAAUAAUGAACAAGAAACCGGCUAUUUUAGGUAUUUUUUUUUAACGAAAUUAUUUGCAUGACAAUUGUAUACAUUUUCGACGCGUGA
Molecule: messenger RNA, 1520 nt
Organism: Cotesia congregata
Lineage: Eukaryota; Metazoa; Arthropoda; Insecta; Hymenoptera; Braconidae
Source: the annotation of a GenBank genome assembly